Messenger RNA from Paramisgurnus dabryanus, 2713 nucleotides. It is a transcript of the gene dkk2, whose product is annotated as dickkopf WNT signaling pathway inhibitor 2. Gene Ontology annotation, molecular function: receptor antagonist activity; co-receptor binding. NCBI's taxonomy places the organism in Eukaryota, Metazoa, Chordata, Actinopteri, Cypriniformes, Cobitidae. The record is from RefSeq and is a predicted model, not a curated record. Gene Ontology annotation, cellular component: extracellular region. Gene Ontology annotation, biological process: negative regulation of canonical Wnt signaling pathway; multicellular organism development.
AAACACACACAUGCACACACACAAGGUCUGGAAAUAAUCUCAUCUCUUUCUCUGCGCGUAUUUCUAGUCAUUUUUUGGUGCACAGCAUCCUGACGCCUCAAGGCUUCUCCAUCUUUCUGCAAACAUUUCGGUAUUAAUUCAAAGCGCACGUUGCGUGUUUUCCACCGAUAUUAAACAGUUUGAUGGACACUUUAGAGGGGAUUUUACACUUUUUUAAGCCUAAGUGUGGUUGUACGGCAAAGUAGGCUAGUAUAAGAACCCGAUACAUCUUGUUUAAAAACCGCCAGCACGUGAAAGGAUGCCCAGCGUUACGCGGAGUCGCUGCUGUUGGAUGUUGCUGGUAAUCGCAGCGGUGCGGAUGGGAGACGGCACCGAGGCGCAGGGGAACGCCAUCAAAUCACUGGAGCCGCUGACCGCGAACCGCACCAUCGAGAUCCCGAGGAAAGACAACGUGCGCGCUAAGGGUUACCCAUGCAGUAGUGAUCAAGAAUGCAUGGUGGGAAGUUACUGCCACAGCCCGCAACACGCCCCGUCUCGCUGCCUCACCUGCCGCAGAAGGAAGAAGCGUUGCCACAGAGACAAUAUGUGUUGCCCUGGCAACCACUGCAGUAACUAUAUCUGUAUCCCGGUUUCCGAGAGCGUCCUGUCCUCACAUAAAUCGCCUUUGGAUGAGCAUAACAAAUUUUCUAUCAAAGACAAAAGCUGGAGGAGGAAUGGAAAAGCUCAAGCCAAGAUUUCUCUUAAAGGUCACGAGGGCGACCCUUGUCUGCGAUCUUCCGACUGCUCCGAGGGCCACUGUUGCGCUCGUCACUUCUGGACGAAAAUCUGCAAGCCGGUGCUACGUCAAGGCGAAGUGUGCACGAAACAACGCAAGAAGGGUUCGCACGGCCUGGAGAUCUUCCAACGCUGCGACUGUGCAAAGGGCCUCGCCUGCAAGGUGUGGAAGGACGCCACUUCCUUCUCUAAAUCCAGGCUGCACGUCUGCCAGAGGAUCUGAGACAGGAGGGCCCUGCUAACAAGCCGCACCUUGGGGCCCCGCAUCCCGCUGGGCACGGAGCGGGCGGUGGCUCCUUUUUUCCAGGACUGACUCGGCUAAGAGUGAACGCAGGUGCCAGUAUGGGGUCAGUUUAGAAUCGGUACGAACUGACCAAUACUUGCGUGGACAAUAUUAUUUGAUGCAUGUUUCACUGUAGCGAGGUAAAUUGAUGUACAAGCCAUAUUUAUCACUGAUCACUUCGGUACAAGCUCUGAAUUUAUUUCAUUCUGUACAUUCAACCUAAUAGGGGGUAUGAGUUUUUUGCAUGUGAUGUUUGGAUCCAGGCAAAUCCAGGCAAAAGUCUCAUCAUCUAAUUUUGAGAUUUGGUGCAUCAAAGUUGGAUAUCUUUCAUUGAUUUCAAUCUUUAUCAUGACCUUACCCAUUCAAAAUAAAGAUAUCAAGGUUAUAUUUCACAGAUUUGUAAAUCACAAAAUAACUUUAGCUGGGUUUUUACAGGCAUGGUCACAAUUGGUAUAAAUCUUCUGGAUCCGGCUCUGUUUUGGCACAUUUAGUGGCUGGUUGAAACGGAUUGUGGACUCGACAUUGGAGUGAAUUCACCCAGCCGUCUAUCUUAUUGAAGUUCCUUAAAAAGGCUGUCAUUUGCUUUCAUUUUUAGUAACACAUUGUAGUUUUUCAUUUAAAAUGUAACCACUACUUGUUACAGAAAAAUUGUAUGGAGUUUUUAUUAUCCCAGACAUGUGCAAUUGGAGAAGGAAGCAAAAUGGUUGGCUUUUCAAUUUAGUGGUGAAAUUGUUAUUGGCCAUCAAGAUAGGAUUAACCAAAUGCAUAUUUCUAGAUUCAACAAGGGACGCGUUAAGAGGAACACUUCAUGUAAUGGGUUUUACAGCCAGUAUAUAAAGUUAUCUUUGUACAUGCUGCGUGUUGCCAGGGGAAAUAAUGGUGUACUGUUAUGUGCUAGUUAAAGUGGACGAACAGAAAACUUUCACUUUUAGUUAAUUUACAUGGUCUUUUUUUCUUAAAAAGCCAGACAUCCGCCCUUCUAUAAGUGCACUUUGUAUAAAAAAUUGAAUCGUAUGUGAAUGUAGCACACGAAUGGAAGAACGAUUUUUUUUACGUUUUUAUGUUAGUUCCAUACGAAUACUUAUGAUUAUUAGUUCAGAUUUAGUCUAUAAUCAUAGUAGAGUUUAUUUUAUACCAAGAUGAUUUGGUUAUCAAGGGCAGUUGUUUACAAUACGAGUGGUGAAUGAAUGUUUCGCAAAUGUGUUUUUACGAUCACGAUGUACGAGUCAGAGGCCAUGCUUUUGUGCUUUAAAUUUAUAUUUCUCUGCAUUUUAGCUAAAAUGAAAUGGAAUACAAAUGCUUAUAAGCUCUUAUAUUGUAAAUAACAUGCAAAUAUUUCAAAGUGUAUUUAAAAAGCAGUUGUAUAUCAUGUUGUAUAUAUUGGUAAGAAAGGAUCCAUAAAGACAUUAAACAUUUUUUACAUUAACUUUGUCAUAGCAGUGCGAGGUCAUCAACCUCUAUGGUUUUACUCUGCAAAUCUAUAAACAAAAAAAAAAUCUCAUGGAGGACUUUUAACAUUAAAUUAUUUUCAGAGCUCACGUUGUAUUUGUUCAAAUGUCUGUUUUUUUUGGUUGCUCAUGAUUUUGUUUCUAUGUUGUAACUGUGUCGUUCUGAUUUUGUCUCAUUGUGUAUUUACAGUGAUUUACACAGAUUAAA